Fundulus heteroclitus (mummichog) is the source of this 3360-nucleotide messenger RNA. Its product is annotated as von Willebrand factor A domain-containing protein 5A-like. Bases 134 to 2356 code for a protein of 740 amino acids. The record is from RefSeq and is a predicted model, not a curated record. The transcript is spliced from 18 exons. NCBI's taxonomy places the organism in Eukaryota, Metazoa, Chordata, Actinopteri, Cyprinodontiformes, Fundulidae.
UCUACGUAUAUGAUGUCUAUGAGCUGGGCUGCUGCAGUCCUAACCUACAGACGCAGACAUCAACGAGCUACUUUAAACCAGAAAACUAAUCCUUUGUUUGUUUUUGUUUUAUUCAGGAACUGUUCUCACUGGUAUGAUGGUGAACUGCGGUCUGCUCAAUAACAGGAAGGAAUCAGUUCCUCUGAAGAGCAAUGAAGUUCAGCUGGAGGUGAAGGACCAUGUGGCUACAGUGGUCUCCACUCUGAACUACGAGAACAUGGAGGACAAACUACUAGAGGCUGUUUUUGUCUUCCCUCUGCCUGGAGAUGCUGCUGUGUGUCAUUUCAGUGCUCAGAUUGGACAGACACACAUUGUAGCUGAGGUGAAGGAGAAACAGCAGGCUCUGGAGGAGUAUGACGAUGCUCUGAGCUCCGGUCAGCAGGCCUUCCUGUUGAAGGAGAGUGACCAGAGUCCAGAUAUCUUCUCUCUGAGUGUGGGCAGCCUGCCUCCAGGAGAGAGCGCCUCCAUCAGGCUGGAGUACGUCACUGAGCUGGCUGUACAGGCUGAUGACGGACUGAGGUUCUGUCUGCCUACUGUGCUCAACCCUCGGUACCAUCCUCGGGGUAAUGAAUGUUUUAGGGUCCAUAUGACCUCAGUUCCAGCCUCUCUGGUGCCCUACAGUCUGUCCUUCUCUGCCCGAGUGUCCUCUCCUCGUCCAAUCACUAAAGUAGAGUCCAACUGUUCCCUGGAGCCUCUUGAGUACCUCAACGCUGAUCAAACUCAGGCCACGGUUAAGUUGGCUGCAGGACACAAGUUUGACAGAGACGUUGAACUGUUGAUUUAUUACAAAGAUGCCCACCAGCCCACUGCUGUGGUGGAGGCAGGACAGGCCUCUGCCAAACCUGGUUCUCUGAUGGGUGAUCCAGUGGUGAUGGUGAGCCUGUACCCCGAGUUCCCCCAAGAUGUGAUAUCCUCACUCGCCUCCCGUGGAGAGUUUGUGUUCUUGAUGGAUCGAUCAGGAAGUAUGAAUUACACUCGCAUUAGCAGUGCAAGGGACACUCUGCUGCUGCUGAUGAAGAGCCUACCAAUGGGCUGCUACUUCAACAUCUACAGCUUUGGAUCACGGUUUGAACACAUCUUUCCUACGAGUGUAGAGUACAGUGAGAAGACCAUGGAGGAGGCUCUGAAGGAGGUUGAAAAGAUGGAGGCUAAUCUUGGAGGAACAGAGAUUCUUCUGCCUCUCAAACACAUUUACGCCCAGCCCUGCAUUCCUAAACAGUUUCGACAGCUGUUUAUCUUCACUGAUGGAGAAGUGGGAAACACCAAAGAAGUUAUUGAUCUUGUUAAGAUGAAUGCGGCCACCCACAGGUGUUUCUCUUUUGGGAUUGGAGCAGGUGCCAGCUCUGCUCUCAUCAACGGGAUGGCCAAAGAGGGAGGAGGACACGCUCAGUUCAUCACUGGGACUGACAGGAUGCAACCAAAAGUGAUGCAGUCUCUGAGGUUUGCUCUGCAGCCAGCUGUGGAGGACAUUUCUGUCUCUUGGGAUUUACCAAAGGGAGUGUCCUCCACCAUUCUGUCUCCACCCAUUACAGCUAUCUUUCAGGGUCAGAGGUCACUGAUUUAUGCUCAACUCACUGGACAGACUUCAGAGGCAACAGAUGGCUGUGUGACGGUGAAGUACAGCCUGGCAGGUCAUCCCUCUCAGAACCAGCUACACUUCAAUCUCAAACCUGCAGAGGACACUGGAUUAACAGUCCACAUGUUGGCUGCUCGCACUGUGAUUCGCUCCCUGGAGUCAGAGCAGAGGACACACAGUGGACAGCAGGAUGAAGAAGUGAAGAAGAAGAAGGUGGUGGAGCUCAGUGUCCAAUCAGGAGUGAGCAGUUCUUUCACUGCCUUAAUUGCUGUCAACAAAGACGUCGGCAAAGCAGUUCAAGGACCUCUGGUGCGGAGGAAUAUCCCAACACCUUUCUAUGGAAUGACAAGUAGGAAUUUUUCUGCUUCAAGGAGUCCUGUGGUUACACAUGAGGCAGCAUCCCCACCACCCCGCAAAGACCCUCUGCUGCAGCUGGUGUCCCUGCAGAAGGCGUUUGGCUGCUGGCUGCUUGAUGCACAUCUGGCUGCAGCGCUGGGAAAGACCAGUGAGGAGGUGGAAAAGGCAAAGCCAGCAUCGGUCAACAGUGAAGUGUGGGCCUCCAUUCUGGCUCUGAUCUGGCUUCAUGGUUUUAAGAUGGAUGCAAAGGAGGAGUGGGAGCUCCUGACUCUGAAGGCUGCAUCCUGGAUCAAAGCUCAGAAUGCUCCAUGUGUGUCAGAGUGCGUUGAAGCUGGAAACACGCUGUUGGGCUGCAGCGUGAAGAAAGAAGAUCUGGGGCUCUGAGGUUUUCCAUGAAGAGACUUCAGCUUUACUUUGGAAGCACCUAAGUGCAGGAAGGAAAACUAUAAAGUUGUUGAUUGAUCAAGAUAAGCAGAUUUUGUCUGUCCUUAAAAACAUUAUACUGCAUUUAUUAAGGGUGUAAUGGUACAUAGAUUUGUACUAAACAUUUUCAGUACAGCCCUUUAGUUCAGCAUACAGCCUUUUUUAAACAUGAACACAUACAGAACGUUUUUUGUGCAACUAAAAUGCUCAACAGUGAAGAAAACGGUGGUGAAAAAGUUAAAUUAACUAAGCUUUUUUCAGCAUUAAUAAGGUUAAUACAUCCUUGCUAUGCUGCACAUAAUUACUCACCUAAAAUGAUUUCAACGUGAAUAUAAACAUGACAGCUAAAGUCUAAUUCUACCUGUUGGUUGCAUUCAGCUGGCCCAAAAUGGUGCACAGCAAAUGGCAGACAGCAAUACAUCAAUGACAAAAUCCAACCACAUCUCCAGGCAAUUCUAAACCAGCCCAUUUUGAAAUUGUAUAAUAUAAUUAAAUCUAAUUAUUUUCAAACAAACAUCUCGUUCACUACUGAGUACAGUUAAAAAAGACAACCGUUUUUUUUUUCUCUUGAUUAAAGAACACAGAAAAUUCACCAAACAACUUCAAAAGCAGAGUAACAUACCAAAUAGUUUUUUUAUGUGUUUAAAAUUACACCCCAAGAAUUUGGCUGUGUUUCUACUUGUGUAUCUGUCAAAGUGGCUUUGUAUAUUUGCACUCUAUGUAUUUGCAAAAGUGAUGAAAAAUGUAUUUUUUUAUUUGCUGCAAGUUCAACAUCUCUACAUUUGAAGCAAUUGUGUCUAAAAGGAAUAAAAACAAAACUAAAAAUACCAACUGUGUAACUGUCAGUAAAAAGGGCAAUUCCAUGACUCACAGGCAGGGGUGGAAAGUAAUUAGUUAUAUUUACUGGUGUUACAGUAAUUAAGUAAAAUUGUUUACUUUUUAGUUUUUAAGUAGUAUACAAAAGG